AUCAUAAAGAAAAACAGUGGGCUUGGAUUAAUAGAAAAUUACGAAUUGGUUGUGAAAAUGAUGAUAUUCAAUCGGAUUCUCCGAACAAAAUUGAAGGGUGGGAAGUCACUAUUAAAAAGUUAAAUGAAUCAUCAAAUAUCACUGAAGACUUUUUCAAUGAG
Molecule: messenger RNA, 161 nt
Organism: Dentiscutata erythropus
Lineage: Eukaryota; Fungi; Glomeromycota; Glomeromycetes; Diversisporales; Gigasporaceae
Source: the annotation of a GenBank genome assembly